GCUUCUGACUAUCAUGGACGUCGACGGAUCCGGAGCAAUGUCAACUCGUAGACGAUUCUCAACUAGCGCGUUUGCAAGCAAGCGCGGGCCGACCUGUUGGGAAGGCGCUUUUCAAUGCAAUGUGGCAUCUUCGCUCGACAGAGUUGGUGUGUUAGGCGAGAAUGGCUCUGGACACCGAGGAUGCGUCAAUGCCCUCAGCUGGGCUGAUGGUGGCGAAUGGCUGAUCAGUAGCGGUGAUGACGCUGACAUAAGGAUCUGGCGCAUAGAUGCAGCUACCGAGUUCGCUGGGCAUGUGCAUGAAGACGGUUAUCCACUUAAAUGCGAGACUGUGAUCAAUACUGGUCACACACAAAACGUUUUUAACGUACAGCAGCUGCCCGGUUCAAAACGCAUUACAUCUGUGUCGGGAGACAGACAGGUGCGCGUCUUUGACAUCGGGGAUGCCCUGGGUCGGUCUCCCACUGGUGCAGAGGCCACCUAUGGCACUCGACAGGCAUGCAUUCGAAUUUUACGCUGCCACACGGGUCGAACAAAGCGCAUACUGACAGAAGACAGCCCGGAUGUUUUCUUGACCGUGGCAGAGGAUGGGGAAGUUCGACAACACGACCUUCGGACGUUCCAUUCCUGUAACGACGGCAACUGUCCAGCUCCCCUUGUCAAGAUGCCUCAUGAAUUAUCCACGAUGGCCAUGUCUCCUAUAAGACCUUAUCACAUCGUGGUAGGCGGGGAGUCUCCUUUUGCGCAUCUAUUUGACCGACGACAUGCGGGUCGGUGCAUACAAGCGGAAUGGGGUGUUCCUCUCGACGAAAGCAAUCUAUCCACAUGUGUGAGACGUUUUGGACGUGAGCGUCGAGCUCCAGGAGAAAGGCGCGGUUACGAGCAUAUCACUGGUGCUAAGAUGUCAGCUUGGAACGGGCAUGAGCUUCUUCUAUCUUAUAGCUCAGACGGGGUCUAUCUUUAUUCUACUCAGGAUGAUUCAGAAACAUCCAACAGCCUGACUUCCGUGACAUCCUCGCCUGUGCUGAGAACCCCGCCAUUGGUUACAGAAGCCAACUGUCUGACUGGACCAAUGGAAGAGCACGUGGAUGUAGAACAUGCACUGGACGCUAUUGUUUCUCUUGAAACUUCAGAAGAUGAGGCUGGCAUGCUUGAUGAGGGCGACGAAGACGGCAACGAAGAGGACGACAAUCUCACCAUUUCCGACUAUGACAUCCACAAGGAUAUCCCUACAGUUUAUCCCCGUGCCAAGUUCACGGGUCACUGCAACGUUGAAACGGUCAAAGAUGUGAACUUUCUCGGCCUUCGGGACGAGUACGUCGUAUCUGGUUCUGAUGAUGGUAAUGCCUUUGUAUGGCAGAAAGCGGAUGGCAAGCUUGUCGAUAUCUUAGUGGGUGACGAAAGUGUUGUCAACGUCAUUGAAGGGCAUCCUCGUCUACCUCUUGUUGCAGUGAGUGGAAUCGAUAAGACCAUAAAACUCUUCGCUCCUGUCCAUGGUGAAAGACAAUUCUCUCGAAUACUGAGCAAGGACGCAAUAUGCAGACGCAAUGUAAGCGCUUCAAGGCGGCCACUUUUGCCAGAUACACAACUACUUCAUCUCCUAAGAAUGCACUUAGAGCAUGCUCAAGAUGGGCAACCAGGCUCAAGAGAGCCCUCUAUUACUCAGUGCGUUAAUCAGUGACUUGAUAUGGGGUGCGCGGAAAUAGUAUGUUGUGUGCUUUGCUGCUUUUCUUUCUUUCUAUUUUGUAGUAGCCUGUGUUUGUAGUACUUGUAGCCCUCAGCGCGGAAAAUUG
Molecule: messenger RNA, 1790 nt
Organism: Coniophora puteana RWD-64-598 SS2
Lineage: Eukaryota; Fungi; Basidiomycota; Agaricomycetes; Boletales; Coniophoraceae
Product: WD40 repeat-like protein
Exons: 10
Coding region: 14-1678 (554 amino acids)
Biological process (GO): negative regulation of fatty acid biosynthetic process
Cellular component (GO): Cul4-RING E3 ubiquitin ligase complex; cytoplasm
Molecular function (GO): protein binding
Source: RefSeq, a predicted model, not a curated record